Messenger RNA from Aspergillus pseudotamarii, 1267 nucleotides. Its product is annotated as LUC7 domain-containing protein. Gene Ontology annotation, molecular function: mRNA binding. Gene Ontology annotation, biological process: mRNA splice site recognition. The record is from RefSeq and is a predicted model, not a curated record. Bases 174 to 1010 code for a protein of 278 amino acids. NCBI's taxonomy places the organism in Eukaryota, Fungi, Ascomycota, Eurotiomycetes, Eurotiales, Aspergillaceae. The transcript has 3 exons. Gene Ontology annotation, cellular component: U2-type prespliceosome; U1 snRNP.
UGAUGCUCGGGGACUUACCGAAAGGGGUUGAUGACCUAUAUAGUAAGCGCAGCCGCGACCGCGUUUAGCGCCACUCCGCCGAAUAAUCGUCUUUCGUUCAUCGCAACAGCUCUCAUAUACGUACGAUCUCCACUCUUUUCGCACGAACGUCCCCUUCUCGGAGUCAUUGCAUCAUGGCGGCGGAACAGAGAAAGCUGCUCGAGCAGCUUAUGGGAGCGGACCAGCUCAUGGGCACUGGUGCUCCGUCCCGCAACGCUCAGCUUUCUAUUACCGACCCUAAAGUCUGUCGCUCAUAUCUCGUCGGCACAUGCCCGCAUGAUCUCUUCACCAAUACCAAGCAAGAUCUUGGCCCUUGUCCUAAGGUGCAUAGUGAAGGUCUGAAGACGGAGUAUGAGACAGCUUCGGCUGCGGAGAAGGCUAAAUGGGGCUUCGACUUUGACUAUAUGAGAGACAUGCAGAAAUACAUUGAAGAUUGUGACCGGAGAAUUGAUUCUGCACAGCGGCGGUUGGAAAAGACCCCGGACGAAAUUCGACAGACAAAUAAUCUUCUGAAACAAAUCUCCGAUUAUACCAAAACGAUCAACGGUGGCCUGCUUGAGAUUUCCGUCCUAGGUGAAACCGGCUCUGUUGCGCAGGCAUACAAUGAAUUGCACAAGAUUCGCACAGCCAAACACCAAAAGGAAACGUGCGAGCGCGAGUUGAAGAAUCUACAGGAUACCUCUGGCCCGUCUGGUCACCAGAAGCUGCAGGUAUGCGAUGUUUGUGGCGCGUAUCUGAGUCGUCUCGAUAACGAUCGUCGAUUGGCGGAUCAUUUCUUUGGUAAAAUGCACAUGGGUUACUCGGACAUGCGCAAGACGUAUAAGAAACUCAGCGAGGAACUCAAGGGUAGACCGCCGCCAGUUCGUCAUCACGAUGAUGAGGACAGUGGCUGGGGUGGCCGCUCGGGUGGUGGUAGAGGACCUCGGUAUGGUGGUGGCGGCGGCUACAAGAAGCGUGGUGGACGGUGGUGAUAAUGAUGACUAUUCACUACUCUUCUUUUCUUUUGCUGCUGGAUUCGCAUAGCGCAGGCGUUAUUCUUUCUACCAGGACGUUAUGAAUUGUCAUAUGUGUUAAUAGGAUAAAGUACUUGUCUUGAAAAUCCAAAUCUGGGCCAUAUUUUGCAAUACAGUUGGUUCUGCUUGGACCGUAAGCUGGUAGUGCUACAUAAAAACAGCAAGGAAGCGCGAUUCACGAACUGAGUCUCAUAAUUGGAAAUCGAAUGGAACUA